AUGACCACAACAUUAUCUACUGUUCAAAGAUUACCUCAUUUUAUAAUACAUCAAAUAUUACAUCUAAUUGAUGACAUUGAUAAGAUAUGUUUAGUAUUUACAUGUAAAGAUCUUUUUUAUAGAUUUAAAGAUCGUUUAAUCUUUUGUGCACCUGGUGAUAUAGACUUGGUAAAUGUUGAAAAGAAGAUUCAUUUUAUCAAUACAAUCAAAUACAAAGCAUCUACAUUACGAUCAUUUCAAAAGAGUAUCAAUCGAUCGAUUCUUGAUCGAUUUCAUCUAAUCGAUCCAUUUGAUCAAAGCACUACUGUUGUGGAGGAAGAUCAACAACGAGGAAAUGCUUCACUUUUAGAAAGCAGCAGCAGUGAUGAAUCUUCAUCUUUGGUGGUGGUGGCAGAAGAAUUGAUUUAUAAUUUCGACUUUGAAAUACCUGUCGAUAUAUGGAACAAUCCAAUAACAUCCAACAAGAAUAAUAAUAGUAGUAGUAGUAGAUUGGUAUUUGGUAAAUCAUUCAAUCAACCAAUAAGAAUGGGCUCGAUUGCCAAUCACAUUAGUUCUAUUAUUUUUUCAAAGUACUUUGAUAAACCAAUAGAGUUGGGAGCAUUACCAAGUUCAUUACGUUUUAUAUCGUUUGGUCUCUUUUUUAACCAACCACUACAAGUAGGAGUGUUCCCAGAUGGUCUAGAGAAGAUUGUUUUUGGUCAAAAAUUCAAUCAACCUUUGCCACUUGGAUUACUACCACCCUCACUCAAAUCAAUUACUUUUGGCUUUGGUUUUGAUGUAGAUUUGCUGCCAGGUAUCUUUCCUAGUGGUAUCAAGGAAAUACAGUUUGCAUCAAACUACCAUCGAUCGAUAGCAAGUGGUGUUGUACCUGCUAGUUGCCAACUUCUCAUUUUGGGAAGAAGUUAUCUUUCAAGUAAUUUCAUACCUAAAAGCUUACGAUAUCUUGCAUUUGAUGGUCAUGCCAUCGCAUUGAAUCAACUUCCACAAGACACUAGUGUUCAAUCCAUUACACUUGGACCACGUUUUGACGGUGAGUUGGAUCAUCGAUCCAUUCCACCAUCACUGACCUAUUUGGACAUUGGUGAUGGUUAUGAUGAAAAUACUCUAGAUGGUAUUUUACCUCCUAGUGGUCUCUUGCAUCUAUGUCUUGGAGACUCUUAUACCGAUCCUAUAGACGUUCCACUUCCAUCGACUCUUACCAAAUUGGUUCUCUGUCAUCACAUUGAAAUCGAACCAGACUUUAUUCCUCCUAGUCUCAAAAAGUUGGUUAUUAAAAAUACAGAACCUUCCUUUAUCCAUAACUCGUUGGAGAAUAGUCAAAUAGAACAUCUCUCCUAUUCACUUCCAGAUUUCAUUAAUCCUCUUUUUAUUGGAGAUAUUACUUUUAUUGGAGAGGUUACCUUGCCCAUGUCAUCGAUAUCAGUUUCCUCUACCAAUCAUCUCCCAACCAUCUUUUUACAUGCCUUCAAGAUCAAGGUGGCCAUGCUAGAUUCUUCAGAGAUGGCAUGUGUGACUAAAUUGUCAUUUAGAAAGUUGUCACCUUCAGUCAUCCUCGUACUCACGAAUAGGCUACAAGGAUGUAUUAUCAACAAUCUUGUAGACACUCAAAUAGAUAAAAAAAUGGACCAAAUGGAUAGCGCAGAAUUAAAUACAAUGUGGUACAAAAAAAGACAACAACAGAUAGACAAGCAUCACAAUGAUGGUGAAUUAAUUUGGUUGGUAAAGUGGGUCAAGUGCGUGAGAUCACUCUCAAAAGGGACUAGAUCAUCCACCGAUCGUUCUCAUCCAAUACAAUACAAUACAUACAUUACCUCUUUUCAGCAGGCAGUAGUAGAGUACACAGCCACAAUAGGCCACACCACCACAUUACAACAACAACAACAACAACAACGACAACAACAACAUCUAACUUCGAGUAACACUUAUUCAACUAAUUCCAUUACUUGCACAUCGCCACUUUAUUAUCCAACCCGAUCGAUCGGGUCCAUUCAAGCACAAUCAAUCUCUUCAAGAGAAUUGGUGGGGACAUGGUUUGUCGCAUCAUUCGAGUUAAUUAAAAGUAGUAGUACUCCAACAAAAAAGUCGUCUUCACAACAAAGAAAAAAUAGUCCUACUAGUACUACUCUAAACACUGAAGAUUCUCCAUCAAGAAACCUUGCCUCUUCCUCUUCUUCUUAUUCUUCUUCUUCCUCCACCUCCUCUUCUUCAUCAACUUCAUCAAUACCAACUAUAUCACCAACAUCUUGUUCAUAUAGUGGUGUAUCGACAUCUAAAAAUCCAUCAAUUACUUUCAAAGUACCAUCUUUACCAACAAACAACAACAAGAGUAACGACAACAACAACAACAACAAGAAAAAUAUAAUAUCAAAAGUCAUGACAGUUCAACAACCCUUACAAAACCAAAGGGUUAUACUGAUAGUCAAGAUACCAGAGUUUGGUUUAACCAAAAAGAUUUUAUUCGAUCAAGUAGAGACCAUUCAAGAUGCAGUCCAUUUGAUUAUUGAAAAAUUGCCACCAGGUUCUGUAGAUUUUCAAACAUCAAUCUAUAACAUAUUUUUCCCACAAAAAGGAAAAUGGUGUAAAUUGGAUGAUCCUUUUUCAAAAUAUCAAUUUAAAGAAAAUCAAGAAAUAGAAUUUAAAAGAGAUACAAGAGGUGGAGUUUCACAUUUAAUUACAUCGGUUGGUUCAAUGCUCAAAGCAACUAGAUCGGUUUCUAUUCAUUUACCUGAAAUUAUUCCAGUUGGAUUAAAUUAUAUUCCACCAAUCACUGUACCAACUACUCCAACAUCUGCUAGCAUCAACAGUAACAAUGGAGUUGAUGAAAAUGAAUUAGAAUCAUCUCUAAGACAAUUAAAUAGAUCAUCUAGUUUGAUGCCACCACCCUCAUCAUCAUCGACACCAUUAAAUAAUAAUCAUUCAACAAACACACCACCACUAUCAGGUAACAAUAAUAAUAAUUCACAAUCAAGACAAUCGUCUUCACUCAACUCUUCCAAGGGUAUUCCAGUUCCAAAACUAAAUCUUCAAUCAUUGUCAAAUUCCAACUCUGCUUCCAAUUCACCAAAACUCGAACACCGUAAAUCAUCCUUUUUCCAAAUCAUUGGUCUUUCACCACGUAGUUCACCAAUCACUGUCCAAGGUGAAAAGUCAAGUGGCAGCGAAAGAGCCAUCAACAUUAGCAAUGGUAGUCAAUCAAAUAGCGCUCUUCCAUCGCCAAGAAACGUAUCACCAAGCGUGUCGACGCUUGCAACACCACGCAAUAUUGGAGUAUUUAGUAAAUCAUCUGAUGCUUCUCGUUUAGAGGUAUUUGAUGUCUCUGAAGAGAGUACCAUCAAAGACUUGCUCCACAAGAUCUAUCUCAAAUAUCCACACAUUGAUCGUGACCUUUUGGAUGAUUACAAUCUACAGUACAAAGAAACAGGUGUUUGGAUAUCUGACAGAAACAAGAGUAUUCUAGAUAUUCAAAAGGAGAUUACAGAGGAUUCAUUGGUUUUCAAGAGACAGUAUCAAAAGAUUCGUAUCAUCUUUUUAAAUAGAGAGGUUGUCAUUGCCUUUGAUCCAUCAGACACUAUCAAAGAAAUUACACACAAGUUUAAAUCAACACACCUUCCCAACUUAAUGAAAAUGUACAGAUCUCCUUCAUUGGUUGGUCAAUCAUCUCCUAUGAAUCCCAACAACUCUAACAACAACAACAACAACAACAACAACGGCGGUGGUAAUAAGAGUUUUAGAUCAUCACUUAGUAGUGAUCCAGUUAUCAUUGCUGAUUUUAUUUCAAAUGAAUUACAACUACAACCAUCACAAUUACAAUCACCACACCUACAACAAUUACAACAAACUAGAUCACAAAGAUCAUAUUCUGACAGUAGUCCACUUUCCUUUUCAAGGGGAUCAAUUCCAACCAGUACAUCAACAGCCACAUCAUCUUUUACCAACACCACUGUAAAUUCAACAACCGAACAAAUUAUAGAUUCCAUCAAACAUCGAAAGAAUACUGUACAUUCAUUACAAUCGGCAUAUAAUAACCAAAACCACAACAACAACAACAAUACUAACACGAUACAUGGAAAUAAUUUGACGGCACCCGAUGAGUUUAAAGAUUUUAGAUUCUAUCUUUGUACAAAACAAUCAAAUCCAAAUAUUCAACAUCGUUACGAUUAUCAAUUGGAAGAGGAUCGUACACUUGCUUCUUUUAAUUUUUGGAACAAUGUUAAAUUAUAUUUUAAAAAUUCAAUUAAUAAUAAUAAUACUAAUAAUCCAACAACACCAACAAUUGUAUCACCCACUCCAUCAUCAUCAUCUUCAACACCAAGUACACCAACUAUUCCAACAUCAUUACAACUAUACACUAAAACUAAAAUACAAAGAGCUCAAUGUCCUUUUUAUCUUACCGUAGAAGCUUCCCAACCAUUUAGUUGUCAAUAUAUCAUUGAAGUUGAAUCAAAUGCAAGAAUUAUCGAUGUUUACAAUACUUUUACUCAUUUAUUAUCUUCAAAUUUAUUGAUUAAAAUUAAUGAUUCAUUAGAAGAAUAUGGUAUAUUUUUAGAUACCAAAGAAGAAUCAUCAUCAAAGGAUGGUAUAGAGUAUGGUGCAUAUCCAUCGACUCUUCCACAAUCUUUGGAUGCAUCGAUUAGUCUAACUGUACCCUCCAUUUUGGUACAUGCCAAACAACUAUUAAAGAAAAUAGAUGGUUUCAACGCUGAAGGACUAUUUAGAUUGUCGGCACCAGAUGUAAAUGUACAUAGCAUUGCUUCACAUGUCUAUCAACUAUCAAAUAGUACCACCACCACCACCAAUGUCAAUAGUAGUAAUAAUCUUAUCAUUGAUGCACAUUCUAUAGCAAGUUUUGUGAAACGUUGGUAUAUGAGACUUCCCGAUAAAUUAUGCGCACACUUGGAUGACGAAGUUCUAAAGAGAGCCACCCAAAGUGAAGAGGAAGCCUUGUACACUGUCAAGCAAUUGAUAUACGAACCAAAUAGAUCACUGCUCAUGUGGAUCGCUCAUUUAUUGGCCGAUGUCGCUCAAUGUGCACAUUCAAACAAAAUGAGUGCCAAGAGUCUUGCCAUUGUCGCUGCACCCAUCCUUUUGGCCAACGAUCAAACCGGUGUUGGUGGUCUCGAGAGACAUCAACAAGCCACAUUUUUCCUCUUACAUCUCAUCAAAUAUUCAUUGCGCGAACGUGGUUUUAUCUUUGGCGAGUCACAUACUUCAUCACUUUCAAAUACCUCUUCAUUUAUUUCUACAACUGGUUCUGCAUCUCCUUUAACUUCUUCUCUAAUGUCUCGGUCACCUUCCCUUACUGAUAUAAGUGAAGAUAUACAAUAA
Messenger RNA from Cavenderia fasciculata, 5325 nucleotides. RefSeq names its product RhoGAP domain-containing protein (gene gacG). The record is from RefSeq and is a predicted model, not a curated record. The transcript has 11 exons. The coding region runs from base 1 to 5325 and encodes 1774 amino acids. Lineage: Eukaryota; Evosea; Eumycetozoa; Acytosteliales; Cavenderiaceae. Gene Ontology annotation, biological process: signal transduction.